AUGUCAUCGCAGCUGGGCAAGCCGGCACUGGCCAAGAUCCAGCGAGAACUGCGCGAAAUCAGUCGGGAUCCGCCGACCAACUGCACCGCGGGACCCGUCGAGCCGGGUAACCUGUUCCUCUGGCAGGCCACCAUCGUGGGACCGGACGACUCGCCCUUUGAGAAAGGUAUCUUUAAGCUGAAGAUCCGCUUUCCUGAGGACUACCCGUUCAAACCGCCCGACGUCAGGUUCACCACGCGCAUCUACCACCCGAACAUCAACAGCAACGGUUACAUCUGCCUGGACAUACUCAAGUCGCACUGGUGCCCUUCGUUGACCAUCGCGACUGUGCUCAUGUCCAUCAUGGUUCUCAUGUGCGACCCGAAUCCGGACGAUCCCCUUGUGCCCGAAGUGGCCAACGUGUACAAGACGGACAAAGAGGCUUACAACGUUAUCGCCAAGGAAUGGACACGGCGGUAUGCCAUGGAGUGA
Molecule: messenger RNA, 471 nt
Organism: Ixodes scapularis (black-legged tick)
Lineage: Eukaryota; Metazoa; Arthropoda; Arachnida; Ixodida; Ixodidae
Product: ubiquitin-conjugating enzyme E2-17 kDa-like
Exons: 2
Coding region: 1-471 (156 amino acids)
Source: RefSeq, a predicted model, not a curated record